Messenger RNA from Thamnophis sirtalis, 632 nucleotides. NCBI's taxonomy places the organism in Eukaryota, Metazoa, Chordata, Lepidosauria, Squamata, Natricidae. The record is from RefSeq and is a predicted model, not a curated record.
AAGAACACCCGGGAAGUGGUAGCCAUCAAAUGCGUGAGUAAGAGAAAUCUAAACAAGGCCUCUGUCGAAAACCUGCUGACCGAAAUUGAGAUCCUGAAGAAUAUCCGGCACCCUCACAUUGUGGAGUUAAAGGACUUCCAGUGGGACAAGGAGUACAUCUACUUAAUCAUGGAAUAUUGUGCUGGAGGGGAUCUCUCCCGUUUCAUUCGUAGCCGGAGGAUUCUUCCAGAAAAAGCAGCUUGUCUAUUUCUUCAACAACUGGCUUGCGCCUUGAAGUUCCUUCACGAUAAGAAUAUCUCCCAUCUGGACCUCAAGCCCCAAAAUAUUCUACUGAGUUCCUUGGAGAAACCUCAUCUCAAGCUGGCAGAUUUUGGGUUUGCACAGCACAUGUCUCCCAGGGACGAGAAGCACGUGCUGAGGGGCUCCCCCCUUUACAUGGCCCCCGAAAUGGUGUGCAGUCGGCAAUACGAUGCUCGGGUGGAUUUGUGGUCAGUGGGCGUGAUCCUCUAUGGUAAGAGAAGUUGAGCUAUAAGGUAACCCUCCCUGUCACUUUUUUCUGUGAACAUUCUUGUACAUAUUGAAACACACACCCAUACAUUUGUAAUAUCUAUCAUCUAUCAUAUCUAGCAUCU